Molecule: messenger RNA, 2797 nt
Organism: Gavia stellata (red-throated loon)
Lineage: Eukaryota; Metazoa; Chordata; Aves; Gaviiformes; Gaviidae
Gene: ATXN3
Product: ataxin 3
Exons: 11
Coding region: 8-1099 (363 amino acids)
Biological process (GO): protein deubiquitination
Cellular component (GO): nucleus
Molecular function (GO): cysteine-type deubiquitinase activity
Source: RefSeq, a predicted model, not a curated record
AAUAAACAUGGAGUCAAUCUUCCAUGAGCGGCAAGAAGGCUCAUUGUGUGCUCAGCACUGUCUGAAUAACUUGCUCCAAGGGGAAUAUUUUAGUCCUGUUGAGUUAUCCUCUAUUGCACAACAGUUGGAUGAGGAAGAAAGAAUGAGAAUGGCAGAGGGAGGAGUGUCUAGUGAAGAAUAUAGAACAUUUUUACAGCAGCCUUCUGUAAAUAUGGAUGAUAGUGGAUUCUUCUCAAUUCAAGUUAUAAGCAAUGCCUUGAAAGUUUGGGGUUUAGAACUAAUCCUCUUCAACAGCCCAGAGUAUCAGAGGCUUGGGAUCGACCCUAUAAAUGAAAAGUCAUUUAUUUGUAAUUAUAAGGAACACUGGUUUACAGUUCGAAAGUUAGGAAAACAGUGGUUUAACUUGAACUCUCUCUUGAUGGGUCCAGAACUAAUAUCAGAUACAUAUCUUGCACUUUUCUUGGCUCAAUUACAACAGGAAGGUUAUUCCAUAUUUGUAGUAAAAGGUGACCUGCCAGACUGUGAGGCUGAUCAACUAUUGCAGAUGAUUCGGGUACAGCAGAUGCAGCGACCAAAACUAAUUGGAGAAGAGACAGCACAGUCAAGAGAUCAGAGGCUACCCAGAAGUGAUGUGGACCAAGCAAUAGAAGUUAACCAUCCUUUUGAUGGAACAGGCAUGUUAGAUGAAGAUGAAGAGAAUUUUCAGAGAGCCCUGGCUUUAAGUAGGCAGGAAAUUGAUAUGGAAGAUGAAGAAGCUGAUCUUCGCAGAGCCAUUCAACUCAGUAUGCAAGGUAGUCGUCAAAGUGAGUUCUUGGACUCGUUACCACAGAAUGUUCCUCAGUCGCCUCACACCAGUCAGACAGACUCCCUUUCUUCAGAAGAACUGCGAAGGAGAAGACAAGUGUAUUUUGAAAAGCAGCAACAACAGCUACAGCAGCAAGAUCGGAUCCCGAACCUACAUGAUAAGCGAACUCUAAGCUCAGGCACUCCAGAAGCUGAUCCAGGAGGUGAUAUGAGUGAAGAAGACAUGCUUCAAGCAGCCAUGAAUAUGUCUCUGGAAUCUGUUAGAAACCACUUGAAUACAGAUGAGGAGAAAUGACCCAACUUUUUUUUUUCCUUCUUAUUGUCAAAACACUAAGUCUCCAUUAUAAUUUUACUGUGUGGAAGUUGCACAGGCAGGGUUUGUUUCAGAGUUCUGGAAGCAGGAAUAAAAGGGUGACUGGAGGUCAGAGUUUAGAGGGAAUCUGCAAAUACAAAAAAGAUUGCACUAAUUUAGAAAACUGUAGCACUCCUACUACAGAACAUCUGUUCAGAAGAGUAGCUGUAUUAAAAUUACUUAAACUAGUCACAUGAACAAAGUUAGACAUGUGUAGCAGCUGUAACUUGCAUUUAAAAAGCAAGUUUAAAUUGUUUUGAAGAAUUCUGUAGAAAAUACAAAAGGUGCCAAACACCAGCAUCAACUGAUUUCCUUCAGUACUAAUGGAAAAAUAAAAACAAGUAAUAAGUUGUGCUCAUAAAUGACUUAAGUUCUUUAUAAGAAAUCACUUAAAAUGGGGAAAAGAAUUAAAUUCUGUUUAUCUUAGAUAAUUUAUUUUAUGAUUGUUUAUUCUGAAUGACUUAACGUCAAGUUUGCAAUCCUGUUGUCCACUUUUGAAAUGACCCAUUCUGCAGGAGAAACAUGAAUCCAUAAAUUUCAUAUGAAAAUCUUCAGUGUAUUGUUGAUUAUGAUGUUACUCCUGAAUCUUUCAGUGACUUCUCACCUUCUGACACUUUCUGGUUUUGCUUUCUGUUCCAACUGUAAAACUUUCAAAUCCAUGUUGAAAAUAGGAUUUUUGCAUUGCCCUAUUGUCUUUUGGCAGAUAACUUGCCUUGUUUGGUUUGGCUUUUAUUUGGUUUUGAUUUUUUUAUGCUCUUUCUAGUUCUGUCACUGUCUGUACUAUAAAAGUAGCAUAUAAUCAGUUGGGUUAAACAGGUUUUCUGCCUCUUCUGGAGUCUUUUUUCCUCUUCAAGCUCAACCCUUCAUUCUGGCCUCUUAGUAUUAAAGAGCUGUAACUGAGUCUAGGAGAAAGGAGGAGGGGAUUUAGGUGCCAUAAAGUCAGUGCCACACACAUAAGAUGCGUUCCUGCAGUCUGAAAUGACCCCUGUGCAAGUAGACCUUUUAAGAAUUAAUAUUUAUGUUGGUGUGGAAGUUCUUUCUGAAAUGCUUUUUAUGAGUGUCUGUCAGAAUGUUGCAACUUUUUCAGGAAUGGCCUUUAUUCAUGCACCUUAAAAUUUUUAACCAUGCUGUUUCUGAUCCUGAGAAAAAUUGUGGAGCAAAGUAUGUGAGAUAGCUUAUGCUGUUGGUUGUAAGGCAUUUGCUUUGAUAUCCAGGAUGAAUGUGUAACAGGGUGACCAAACCUGACCUUCAACUUCAGUGCAACAAUUGAGAGAUGUUUCAUUUUCCUAAAUGGUGCUUGAAAUACAAAUUCUGUUUACAUAUAAAUUAUAUGGAAAUAUGAUGUAGGUAGAGUAUGUAAGCUGUAGUCCACUUACUGCAUUGACAGUUAGCACAGGCAUUCUAAGAAUCUUCUGAAGAUAAUCCAAAAUUUCUUUAUCAAAAUAUUCUAAAGCUAAUCAUUGCACAAUAGUAACAUUUAAUUACAAUUUAGUAUGAAAUGAAUGGUAGCUAGAUGGAAAUACACAUUCAGCAUCAAGUAGUACUGUACAUGAAAGGGCUUUUACCUCUCAGUAAAGAUUUGUUUACAGCAAUGGCUUCUUGAUAGCUUAGGAUAUUAUUCUAUUAUACAUAAUUGGGUUA